CAAAAAGCACUAGCUUUUCUCCAGCUUUGUUUUAUAUGUGUGUAUGCCGGUGCUGUUAGUACCCGGCUGUGUAACUCGAUAGGGGGCAUCGAGAGGGAUAAGGGAAUGUUGAGUUGCAAUGGAGCAGAGCGCGAUACAGUGGUUAGGUGCUCCCAGCUGCCUUCGGGGCUCCUUUGCCUUUUACAAGUCGGUGAGUUGCAGGCAGGAGUCGGGUGUUCCGCCUCAGGUCUGGAAGCUCGGGGAGUUUUACUUCAUGCGCUGUGGCCCUCAGGAGCCCGUUUGCAUAGCUGAGGUCACACUACUAUGGGAAGAUCAGACACAGCACCGCCUGCUGGCCAGUUCUAGACUCUACUUCCUACCUGAAGACACCCCAAAAGGCAGAGCGGUGGAGCAUGGAGAGGAUGAAGUCCUUGCUGUGUCGAGAAAGAUUGUUGUGAAAGUGGAGGAUCUGGUAAAGUGGACCUGUCAGGAACCGCCACAGUGGAAGCGCAGCAGUCAAAACAUAUACAGGUCUCACAAUUCUGAUGACUCACAAGAUGCUGCUUAUUCACAGGGAGGGAAAACGGAGAGUAAUGAUGAGUCUACAGCAGUACAGCAGAAGGUUAGAGUUCUCAGUUACCCUCAGUAUUGCCGCUUCCGAUCCCUCCAGAGACGCGUCCCUUAUCAGGCUGGCUGCCCUGGUCUGCAGGACCCUCUCCUGCUGGCUCUGGGGGGCAUAAAAGUGGCCUUUAACAACACACGGGUCCUUUACUGUCGAGAUACCUUCAACCACCCUACUCUUGACAGCAAUGCUAGUAUACUGACACAGAUUGGAUGUUCCUCUCUGAGUCUGAAGGGGCGACCUCGUAAAAGAAGAGUGGAUGGCUCUGAACAACAAAACCAUAACCAUUUAUCAGAGUCAUGGAUGGAAAGGAUGAAGGAAAAUGUGAUGGGCAGUGUAGAAAUGCAUUGGGACGGGAACUGGCUCCCACACCCAGAGGAGCAGCUCUUCCUGGAUCAGCUACAUCUCUUUAUGGAGCGCAGGGGUUCCCCCAUAAGCAAAGUUCCCAAUCUGGGUUUCAAAAAGAUCGACCUGUUCCUCUUGUAUUCAGUUGUGAAAAGGCUGGGAGGCUAUGAGAGGGUGACGUCGCAGCGUAUGUGGAAGGUCGUGUACAAUGAGCUGGGUGGAAGUCCAGGCAGCACCAGCGCUGCCACCUGCACCAGGAAGCAUUAUGAAAGGUUGAUGCUCCCUUAUGAAAAGCACAUAAGGGGAGAAAACCCAGAAAUUAGCAAGCCCAUGGCUACAUCAGUUUUACCAACCACCAUCAAAAAGACUGUACAAGGAAGAGGGGUGUCAGCCAGCCCAAAAAAGAAUGGGGUCACCAACCAGGAUUCACCACCAGAUGGUGGCAUUGUACGUAAAAGAGGACGACCACCUGGCAAACGUAAUGCUAAAGUUCUGCCAAAAGGCAGAGUUGGAAGACCACCCUUGUACCCCAAACCUCUCCCUGAGACAACAAGACCCCAUCAGGAGGUCCAGCCACUGUCUAUUUUCCAGGAACUAAAGCUCAUUAACCACCCUCAAGUCCAAGGUCUAACCCCCAUGUCCUCUACCCCUGUGUCCCACCAACUCGUACUUGGACGAGAUGUAAAGGUGGAGACCAUAGAUCCACAAGCUCCCUCAUUUCUGUCUGCACCUGUCAAGCUGAUGGCAGGUGGUUCCCUGGAAGGAUUCAGUCCCACCAAAGGACUGUGUCCGUUGGACCUCUUCCGAGCCCGCUUGCGCCUCAGUGGAAUUAGCAAUUAUGAGGUAACUACCCAAGAUUCUUCCACACACCACCAGACAAUUAUAGUCCAUCAGCCCAAAGUCAGCACGCCUGAGACCCCUGAGAACCUCCAGCACCAGUGUUCUGGGUGUAGCUUGGAUACCUCAUCCCAGAGUGGAGGUCUCGCAAUGACCAGAGCUCCCUUGCCACCUCUCCGGAUCCUCCCACUUGACAUUGGCUGCAGUCUACAGUUGCGUCAACUGAUGCGCACCCGUCUUGGGUCAGCACACAUGAACUCGUUCACCAAGCGACUCUCAGAGGUUCUGGCUCAGGAUCUUGGUAAGACCUCCCAAACUAAUGGGAACCUCCUCGGGAUUCAUCAAGAGCAAUCGCUCCCGCUCAACCUGAGCAAAAGAGCUAUCACAAAGAGGUCUGCUGGAGACAUGGAGCUGCAAAAUUUGGACUUGCAGUCUAUGACCGAGAAGCUAAAUGCUGAACCUGAGGUGGUGCUAAAGUGGAAUGGCACGUCCUUGCUGAUUCCAAUGACCCAAGAUGAGCCGGCUGACCUUAGUUCUCCCAAUAGGGCUAGAGCUUUGCGUCAAGACAGGUCAAGUGUGGCUCUGAAUCUCCCCGAAGCCACUUGUUUCUCUUUAAUGCCCAAACCGGAUGUCCCUUCUGAAAAGCCCUCCAGUAUUGGUGCCUCUCCUGAAACCCUACCUGGUAUUUAUCAUCUGAAACAAGGGGAAGACAAGAGCAGCACGAUCACAAUGACAAUUAAGAAAGAACCAGAGAUUACAUCUUUGGAUCCAGAUCUAGAACCUCAGCCAAACAGUGACCUCUAUCCUCAACGUAUACCUACUGAUGAUAUUAUAGUGGAGUCAGACACAGUUGCCUCUCUCAAAGUGCUCUCUAAUUCACUCCUUUCGAAGCCAUCACAAAGCUGUUAGCAUGCAAGCAUUGGAGAGCUUGCCUGCCUGUAACCUGCAUCAACAACUCUUAAUGCUAGGAUGUACUUCGUUAUUCUGUGUGCCAUUCCGUCUCCCCACGGUUGAGCUCUCAGCCUUUCAAAGUAUAUUCUUUUUGACCGCGAGCCAAUAUGGAUGCUUUAGAAGCAUGCACACUAAGACUGCUUUGUGAUAUGCUUUUAGCAGUCAAUGCCAGGCACAUGUGUAAAGAUGCGGAUUGUCUGCAUGUUUAGAAAAACUUGGAUGCACAUGGACAGUCUGCACUUCCUGUGCUGAUGAAGAAAUUUGCGUCACGCUCAAUUGUUAUUGCGGAACACCGAAGUAUACUUGGGCCUCGUGCUUUAUCGCUCCUUUCUCUCUUGCCUUUCUUAAGAUCCACAGCGCAUUUGUGUUGCGUAUGAUCAAAGAGACAGUUCUGCAGAUGCAUUGUUAUCUGCUCAGUACCUGCUUUUAAACACUACUAAACUUUGAACUGAUGCAGGUGUUCAACCAAAGAUAAAGUGCCUUGUAUAACUUGAUUACUUAAGUCUGCAUUUAAGUGCAAACAUGUGCUGUAGAUAGUGGAUCAUCAAGUCGGCAGCCAAUAAAGGCCGUCUAAUAUGCCUCAUGGAGCAUUUAAUGUCGUAUUUGAAAAAUACAGAUGUGACUAUUUUAGCAAAACAACUUCAUGAACACAAACAUUUGUGUCAGGUUACAGUUUUUUCAGAUCCAAAUGUCAAAAUGCAUAUGAUAAAAAUUUUCCUCAAUGUUAAAGAUUUGGUGAGCUAUUGAAUUUUUUUAAAUGCUCGUAAAUGCUUUGUUUUUAAACAGUGUCAUUGUGGGUGUAGGUCAUAUUUGCAGUUAUUAUUUAUCUGUUUCACUCCUUAAGAUUGCUUUGAUUUCUUGAGAUUGAUCUCAAUUUUAAUUUACUGUUCUUUAGCAGUGUGGUUUGUGUGUUUUGUGUCUUUACUAUUUAUGACAUGGAAACAAGAUCACCUCUGUGCUGGAUCCCAGCAUAUUUUUCUUGGCUACUCAUUUUAAAAGAAUGUACUGUACUGUUUGCAAAUUAUGUGCAUAUUUUGGGUCCCAAUGCAAAUGUCAAUUUUUCAUUUUUUGCAUUUGUAUUAAAAUAUAGUCGUAUGUUGUACAUAAUUAAUUUUUGUUUUCCUGAUAAACCAAUGGAUGGUUUACCAUAGACUUCAAUGAUGUGUUUACAGAGAGACUGAUGCAGAAACACAUGUUGUGAGAAAAUGGUUCACUUAAUUAGCUUUUCACUCCUUGCAAACAGACCUUUCUUAAUGCAAUAUAUUUUGGUGGUUUACAGAUGAUAAAUUAUUUUUAAUAAUUUACAAUCAAUUUGCUAUAAUGAACAGAAUUUUUUUUUGUGUAAAGCUCAUUUUAUGGUUCUUUAUUCUUUAUAUCUAUUGGGCUCCUUCCAUUUAUUACUGUUCUCGAAAGUCAACCAAACAGAACGCUACUCCUUAUUUAAUGGUGUAUUUAACUGUUAUAGUACCACCAGGUUACAAAAAGUGUUUUUCCUCAUCUUGCAUGCUUAUGCUAAUUGAACAUGGACUCUGUGACAGAUUGUCAUUGCAGACACAUGUUUAAACACUGAAUAUUUAUAAUAAUAAAAAAAUGCAAUUCUGAUAUGCUGUUACAUUUUGCAAGAAUAAAGCAGACCCUGACACUUAUUUAAUAUGGGAUCUACUUCAAACAGAGUAAAAAAAACAAAAAACA
Myxocyprinus asiaticus (Chinese sucker) is the source of this 4426-nucleotide messenger RNA. RefSeq names its product AT-rich interactive domain-containing protein 5B-like. Gene Ontology annotation, cellular component: nucleus. NCBI's taxonomy places the organism in Eukaryota, Metazoa, Chordata, Actinopteri, Cypriniformes, Catostomidae. The transcript is spliced from 10 exons. The record is from RefSeq and is a predicted model, not a curated record. Gene Ontology annotation, biological process: regulation of transcription by RNA polymerase II. Gene Ontology annotation, molecular function: transcription cis-regulatory region binding. Bases 119 to 2692 code for a protein of 857 amino acids.